Messenger RNA from Helianthus annuus (common sunflower), 1113 nucleotides. RefSeq names its product cytokinin riboside 5'-monophosphate phosphoribohydrolase LOG7. The coding region runs from base 152 to 841 and encodes 229 amino acids. Gene Ontology annotation, cellular component: cytosol; nucleus. The transcript is spliced from 7 exons. Gene Ontology annotation, biological process: cytokinin biosynthetic process. Gene Ontology annotation, molecular function: hydrolase activity, hydrolyzing N-glycosyl compounds. The record is from RefSeq and is a predicted model, not a curated record. NCBI's taxonomy places the organism in Eukaryota, Viridiplantae, Streptophyta, Magnoliopsida, Asterales, Asteraceae.
AGGUGUUUGGAUACUUAUAGCACUUUUACAAAUAUAUAAACGCAAACGAUCUCUCUCACCAUUUGCACCUCUAUCUCUCUCUCUCAAUUUACAAGUGGGAAACUAUAGUCUUGUAAAUACAUAACACUACAAGAGAGUAGUGUUUCCAUAAAUGGAAAGUAAUAAACAUCCUAAACAAGGUGGAGCAACGGCGGAGAUCACCGCGAAACCAUCUAGAUUUAAGCGGAUUUGUGUCUUCUGUGGAAGCAGCAUUGGCAAGAACCCCGUCUACCACCAUGCUGCCGUCGAACUAGGCAACCAAUUGGUUGAAAGGAAGAUUGAUUUGGUGUAUGGAGGGGGAAGCAUUGGAUUAAUGGGCCUUGUUUCCAAAGCCGUGUAUGACGGUGGCUGUCAUGUCUUAGGGGUGAUACCUAAAGUGCUUAUGCCAAAGGAGAUAAUCGGGGAAACUUUAGGUGAUGUAAAACUAGUGUUGAAUAUGCAUCAAAGGAAAGCUGAGAUGACACGUCAGGCUGACGCCUUUAUAGCUUUGCCUGGUGGUUAUGGAACUCUAGAAGAACUUCUUGAAGUGAUUACAUGGGCACAACUUGGCAUCCACCAAAAACCGGUAGGAUUAUUGAACGUGGAUGGAUACUACAACUCACUGCUAUCUUUCAUAGACAAUCCCGUUAACGAAGGUUUUAUCUCCCCUAAUGCUCGUAGUAUUAUCGUCUCCGCCCAAACCGCUCAUGAACUCUUGUCCAAGCUUGAGGAAUUCGAACCGGAAAAUUGGACCGGAGUUAAGUCGAGUUGGGAAACUGAGCAACAAUUGGAUUAUUUUGCUAAGUCAGAGUUUGCACGUUGACUUAAUCCAGAAAUCCUAAAUGAAGACCAUUAACAAACGUUAGAUUUUCAUCACAAGUCUAUUCAACUCACCUUAUAUUAAACAUUUUACUUCAUGUAAAUAUUUAUUAUUAUUUUUAUCGUCUUGUUAGUUGUGUUUAAUAUACAUCAUUGUUUGUAUAAUUAAUUGUGUCGAGUGAAUCAAUGAUAGGAAGAUAGAUAUAGAAAGGGUAUUGUAUUUGUUUUUUUUAAUUUCAUGUGUAUUUUUAAUAAAAAAAAGGUUGUGUGAUAUAC